Messenger RNA from Aspergillus chevalieri, 1677 nucleotides. RefSeq lists its product as uncharacterized. Gene Ontology annotation, biological process: double-strand break repair via homologous recombination. Gene Ontology annotation, molecular function: four-way junction helicase activity; 3'-5' DNA helicase activity; ATP binding. The record is from RefSeq and is a predicted model, not a curated record. The transcript has a single exon. The coding region runs from base 1 to 1677 and encodes 558 amino acids. Gene Ontology annotation, cellular component: chromosome; cytoplasm. Lineage: Eukaryota; Fungi; Ascomycota; Eurotiomycetes; Eurotiales; Aspergillaceae.
AUGGCAGCCCCCAGCCCAUAUUUAUGGGGCCCCGACCCGGGCAUGCAGCGGCCAUGGACCCCCGAGCGAUUCCGGGAGGUGUUGAAGCGGGAGACCCAGGCCCGGCUCGGCCAGGCAUUGAAUAUUCCGGCGUACCGGGACAUUGCCAUUGGCAUCAGCCGGCGGUUCCUGCGGGCAUCCAGCACAUUCACCAGUGACCGCCAGGAUGAAACGGAGCAGGCGGCGGCAUUGGAUGCUGACUGUGAGGACGGCAUGGAUGCGGACCAGUGGAUGGCGCAUAUGACGGAUUUACAGGCGGGCCAUUCAUCGCACGUGGCGGGGAUGGUAUAUGGGCGGCAGCUGAUGGAGCAGGCGGGCACAACAAGCCACCGGCGGGCAAUGUUCCGGCAGUCCAGUGUGGAUUGGCACCAGUUUCUGGGGUUCGGCUGCGGCACGGGGGUUCCAGGAGAUGUCCAUGCCGACAUUGAUGCCGGUGGGCUUCGGGCUGGCUUGGUGGAUGAAGGCAGCUGUCCAAGCCGCCGUCCCGGUCAGGAACAGGUUAGGGCUCGCUUGGUGGAUGAUCCCGGUCAGGAAUGGGUUAGGGCUUGCUUGGUGGAUGAUCCCGGUCAGGAAUGGGUUAGGGCUUGCUUGGUGAAUGAUCCCGGUCAGGAACGGGUUAGGGCUCGCUUGGUGAGUGAUCCCAGUCAGGAAGGGGUUAGGGCUCGCUUGGUGGAUGAAGGCAACCGUCCAAUUCACCAUCCCGGUCAGGAACGGGUUAGGGCUCGCUUGGUGGAUGAAGGUAGCUGUCCAAUUCACCAUCCCGGUCAGGAACGGGUUAGGGCUUGCUUGGUGAAUGAUCCCGGUCAGGAACGGGUUAGGGCUCGCCCCGUGCUUGGGAAACGCAAGCGGGCCCCAUGGCAGGUGGAGGCUGAGGAGCACCACAUGGAGCGGCGCCACCAGCUGCAGACCAUGGACAUGGCCGCUGCGCUGCAGCAGAUGACCGGUCAGGCCGGCAUGCAGUUCCAGGGCAUCCAGGCACCCGCCAUGGCGGCGAUCCAGCAGGGCAAGAGCCCCGUGGUGGCAGUCAUGCCCACCGGCGGUGGGAAAAGCAUGUUAUUCAUGUUGCCCGCGUGGGCCGUCCCCGGGGGCACCACCAUUGUGGUGGUGCCAUUGAUCUCGCUGCGGCAGGAUAUGCAGCAGCGGUGCCGGCGGCUAGGCAUCCCAUGUAUGGCAUGGGACCGGCAGCAGCCAUGUGAUGAAGCAGCCAUUGUGCUGGUCACACCGGAAUCGGCUGUCACCCCCGAUUUCCAUUCAUUCAUCAACCGGUUGGUGGUGAUGCAGCGGCUGGACCGGGUGGUGAUUGAUGAAUGCCACAUCAUUAUGAACCAGCAGAAGAACUUCCGGUCCGCCAUGGCACAGCUUGGGAAGCUCGUUCGGGCCCGUACACAGAUGGUGUUUUUAACGGCCACAUUGCCCCCGAGAUGGAACCGGAGUUCAGCCAGCGCAUUCACCACCCACAGGAUCAGAUCGAUAUAUAUCGGGCCCGCACGAGCCGCGGCAAUGUGGCAUAUGGGGUGUGGCGGCCACCGAUUCCACACACUGCACCACAUGGAUAUGGAUGGGAGCAGGAUGCCUGGAUUAUUCAGUUCCUGCAGGCGCAGCUCCAGUGGGCCCGGGCCCGGGGGGGGAAGAUGGUGA